Capronia coronata CBS 617.96 is the source of this 2640-nucleotide messenger RNA. RefSeq lists its product as uncharacterized. Gene Ontology annotation, molecular function: ATP binding; pyridoxal phosphate binding; dethiobiotin synthase activity. The record is from RefSeq and is a predicted model, not a curated record. Lineage: Eukaryota; Fungi; Ascomycota; Eurotiomycetes; Chaetothyriales; Herpotrichiellaceae. Gene Ontology annotation, biological process: biotin biosynthetic process. The transcript has 3 exons. Bases 1 to 2640 code for a protein of 879 amino acids. Gene Ontology annotation, cellular component: mitochondrion.
AUGUUGUGGCGAGACCUGAAGGCAUGGCAGGUCUACGGCGCCAACACCGACGUUGGUAAGACGAUCGUCUCUACCAUUUUAUGUCGAGCUCUCCAACGCCGAGCCUCGCCCAAUGGCCUUCUCUACCUCAAGCCUGUCUCUACGGGGCCUCAAGCUGAGGCUGACGACAGACAUAUAAGACAAUACGUGCCAGGAAUCAAUUCGAAAUGCAUUUCACAGUUCUCGCGGCCAUUGAGUCCCCAUCUAGCAGCAAAACUGGACGGGGAUAGUUCGAUACCCACGUCCGAUGCUUCCAUAGUCGCCCAGAUCAAAAAGCUACUAUCGCAACACAGCCAAGCUGGUGGACGGUAUGCUAUUCUGGAAACCGCGGGCGGAGUCCUGUCCCCCGGCCCAUCGGGAUCGGUCCAAGCAGAUCUAUACCGCCCACUAAGACUGCCUACGCUUCUGAUCGGAGACAGCAAGCUCGGUGGAAUCAGCACGACCAUCUCCGCCUUCGAAUCGCUGCAUUUGCGCGGCUACGAUCUCGACUCGGUCAUCCUGUUCGACGACCCGGAAUGGGGAAAUCACGGAUAUCUCCAGGAGCAUUUCUCGAAGCACGGCAUCUCGACGCUAGCUCUCCCCAUGCCUCCUGCAAGACGGGACGACCCCAACGAAGACGAGGCUGUACUUGCAGACUACUACCGAGAAUGUUCCGAGUCAACGACUGUCACGAAUCUGAUUGAUCUGUUACAGCAAAAGCACUUUUCUCGCGUGUCGAAACUCACUUCGAUGCCGUCUCAAGCUGAAGCGGUAAUCUGGCAUCCAUUCCGCCAACACGGCAUCCCGCAUAACAUCAUCGCCAUCGACUCCGCCUAUGGAGACUACUUCCAGGCCUACAACCCAGAAUCCGACCCGGCGUUGAGCAUUUCAGCUUCUUCACCCACGACAGGCCUUACUCCACUCGCAGCUCUACCUCCAACCAAACCCCUCUUGACACCUCUAUUCGACGCUUCAGCGUCGUGGUGGACUCAAGGUCUGGGCCACGGCAAUCCCGAGAUCGCACUCACAGCAGCCCACGCCGCCGGACGGUACGGACAUGUGAUGUUCGCCCACGCAGUGCACGAACCGGCCCUAGAUCUCUCGUAUAAUCUCUUAUCGACAUUGCAGAACCCACGCCUCAACCGCAUCUUCUUCUCCGACAACGGCAGCACCGGUAUGGAAGUCGCCGUGAAGAUGGCCCUGCGCGCCUCGUGCCAGCGAUACGGAUGGAACAAGAACGAUCACGAUAACGACGGACACACCCCUGUCUCUAUUCUCGGUCUGAAGGGCAGCUACCACGGCGACACGAUCGGCGUGAUGAACUGCUCCGAGCCGAGCGUCUUCAAUGAGAAAGUCGACUGGCAUCAGCCGUGGGGCCAUUGGCUCGAGCCUCCUUCCCUGCUGCUGCGGAAGGGGAUGUGGGAACUCUCGCUUCCCGACGAGAUGGCGCGUGGUGGCGGAACCGUGCAGAAAUUCGACUCUCUCGGUGCGAUCUUCGAUUUCGACGCUCGUCGAGACGACGCGGCGCGGUAUGAAGAGCACAUCAAGACCACGUUGGACAGUCUCGUUCGUCAGCAAGGGAGACGAUUCGGUGCGUUGAUCCUGGAGCCGCUGCUGAUGGGCGCCGGGGGUAUGAUUUUCGUAGAUCCCUUGUUUCAACGGACCUUGAUUACUGUUAUCAGGUCGAACCCGGAGCUCAUCGGUUCGAGGGUCAAUUCGGCAAACGAGUCAGGGGUCGUCGACGGUUCGACCGGCGGAAUCGAAGCAAGCACCAACUCUCAAGACUGGUCCGGUCUCCCUGUGGUUGCAGACGAGGUUUUUACCGGCCUCUACCGCCUCGGACGGGCCAGCUCGUCUUCUUUCCUUUCUUCCUCAACAGAUACUCUACCUUCUCACCAGCCUCAAUCCCAAGUUCAAUCUUCUCUACCUGCCUCACUCUCAACAGCAAUCGCACCCGACAUUUCCGUCCACGCCAAGCUCCUAACCGCAGGUCUUCUCCCACUCGCAUUAACAACCGCCAGCGAAGCCAUCUUCCAGACUUUCCUGUCCUCUUCCAAGACAGACGCCUUACUGCACGGCCACAGCUACACGGCCCAUCCUAUCGGAUGUAUGGUCGCGAACAAAGCACUGGCCGAAUAUCGACGUAUGGACACCGAUGGGACAUGGGACGGGUUUAAACAGUCUUGGUCGGCGUCAUCAUCCGCUGCCAACACCACCACAACCAGGUCGUCUAUCUCUGCUAUCUCAUCCCCAUCCUCCGAGUCAUCGUCAACAUCCUCCCCGCCACUCUCUGGGACUAUAUCUCCCGCGACCAACACAUAUUCCUUCUGGCCUCUACAUUUCGUCACGACUCUCUCGCAUCACCCCAGACUCGACGGUUGUUUCGCACUUGGCACCGUCCUGGUUCUCAAGGUCGCUGCUGAUUCCGGGGGCUCGGGUUAUACCUCGACAGCCUCGUCGUCGUUGCAGUCACGUCUACUCACGCUCCUCGAUAACGAAGGUUGUGGCAUCCAUUCUCGCGUGCUGGGUGAUAUCAUCUACUUCAUGACAAGUCUGACCACGUCCCCCGAACAAGUCGAAAGAUUGUCCAAGACUAUCUUGCAAGCUUUGGAUGAGCGGUGA